AUGGCAGACGCUGCUGUAGAAACCGCUCCAGCAGAUGAAAAUGAUGAUAAUUGGUUAUAUGGAGAAUCAGCGAAUGAACAAAUUGAAACGGAAGCAUCAGCUACUGAUGAAAAAGCACAGGAGCAGGAAAAUUCGAAUAAGGAGAGAAUAGAUGAUGAUGUUAAAGAACAGGAAGAGACGGAGACAAAUGAAGGUAACAAUGAAGACUCUCAUUUCAACGAUGAACACUUUGGUGAGGUGGACAGAGAUGACCAGGACCAGGCGAACGGAGAUGCGGACAGUCAGGACAACGGAGACUCAGACUCUGAUGAUAGUGACGACGUGAAAGUUACCAUUGGAGAAAUCAAGUCUGGGCCACAAGCUUACGCGAGUUUGAACAUAAAACGUGGUGUUGGCCUUGUAGCAGCUGGAACUGAGAAGCCCCGUCAAGGGCCAGCGGCCGGCAAUAAAGUGACUCUUGAAGACUUAGACGGCCCCGGAAGCAUCAACGGUGUGCCAGCACUAGAGUUUAAUAUUGACACGAUAGAAGAUAAACCCUGGAACAAACCUGGAGCUGAUAUAUCUGAUUACUUCAAUUAUGGUUUCAACGAGGUGACUUGGAGCGCGUACUGUGAGCGUCAGAGACGGAUGCGUGUGAGUGAGGCUGGCGUCGCUCUACACGUCGCGCCUCCGCCCCGCGCCGUACCAACUGAUAGGAGGCAACAAGGUCCACCGAGACAUGACGACAUGCCGCCAGGGAUGCAGAAUAACUACCAGUCCAGAGAGAAUACUAUACAGGUGAUGACAGCCGAGCGUCGUGAGUACGGUCGCGGGCAGGUGCGCGAGGCUGCGCCCCCCGCCGACUACUUCAGCGCCCCGCCCCCCGACCACUACUACCAGCCGCCGCCGCACGCUCCACACAUGCCCCCGCAUCAACAUACACCACACUCAUACGAGGAGCCUUGGGGUCACCCGGAGCAGACAGGCUGGGCUCCGUCAGAUAUAAAGGAACUAACUCCCGGACCCAUGGGGCCGCCGAUGGCGCUCGGCAUGCCGCCCGUACACAUGCCCGCACCCUACCCUACAUACCGCUCACACGUUACACACACACACGAACGAGACCGGGACCGGGAACGAGACCGAGACCGGGACCGGGACCGGGACCGACGGGACCGGGACCGGAGGGAUGAGGUGUGUAAGGUAGAUGAAUGA
Messenger RNA from Danaus chrysippus (African queen), 1191 nucleotides. The record is from the annotation of a GenBank genome assembly. Lineage: Eukaryota; Metazoa; Arthropoda; Insecta; Lepidoptera; Nymphalidae.